ACGCGGCCGCCGGGCUGCCGUCAGCUGACAGUCCGCUGCUGCCGCCGACAUCUUGCCUCCGACCGGAGGAGACGGGAGAGUCCGGUUUUCACGGUCAAAUGUCGUGAUGGAGUGACGGCAGGGCCCGGGCGGUUCUCUCAGCGGUCCUCUCUCUCUCUCUCUGUGAGUGCGAGUCUUCGUUAUGAGCAGCUCUGACUGACGGUGUCGGCCAUGAUCGGAGGACUCUUCAUCUACAACCACAAGGGGGAGGUGUUGAUCUCUCGGGUGUACCGCGAUGACAUCGGGAGAAAUGCGGUGGACGCGUUCCGGGUCAACGUCAUCCACGCCCGGCAGCAGGUCCGCUCGCCGGUCACCAACAUCGCCCGAACCAGCUUCUUCCACGUCAAACGCUCCAACAUCUGGCUGGCCGCCGUCACCAAGCAGAACGUCAACGCCGCCAUGGUGUUCGAGUUCCUCUACAAGAUGUGCGACGUCAUGACCGCCUACUUCGGCAAGAUCAGCGAGGAGAACGUCAAGAACAACUUCGUCCUCAUCUACGAGCUGCUGGACGAGAUUCUGGACUUCGGUUACCCUCAAAACUCAGAGACCGGAGCUCUGAAAACCUUCAUCACCCAACAAGGCAUCAAGAGUCAGCAUCAUUCCAAAGAGGAGCAGUCUCAGAUCACCAGUCAGGUGACGGGUCAGAUCGGUUGGAGGAGAGAGGGAAUCAAAUACAGACGUAACGAACUCUUCCUGGACGUGCUGGAGAGCGUCAACCUGCUGAUGUCACCACAAGGUCAGGUGCUCAGUGCUCACGUGUCCGGCCGGGUGGUGAUGAAGAGUUACCUGAGCGGGAUGCCUGAGUGCAAGUUCGGGAUGAACGACAAGAUCGUCAUCGACAAGCAGGGGAAGGGAGGGAGCUCUGAGGAAGCCGGCAAGAGUGGGAAACAGUCGAUAGCGAUCGAUGACUGCACCUUCCACCAGUGUGUUCGUCUCAGCAAGUUCGACUCGGAGCGCAGCAUCAGCUUCAUCCCGCCCGACGGAGAUUAUGAGCUCAUGAGAUAUCGAACCACCAAAGACAUCAUCCUGCCCUUCAGAGUCAUUCCUCUGGUCAGAGAAGUCGGUCGCACCAAACUGGAGGUCAAAGUCGUUAUCAAGUCCAACUUCAAGUCAUCGCUGUUGGCCCAGAAGAUCGAGGUUCGUGUGCCGACCCCCCUCAACACCAGCGGGGUUCAACUCAUCUGUAUGAAGGGAAAAGCCAAAUAUAAAGCCAGCGAGAACGCCAUCGUCUGGAAGAUUAAGAGGAUGGCGGGGAUGAAGGAGUCUCAGAUCAGUGCAGAGAUCGAGCUGCUGCCCACCAACGACAAGAAGAAGUGGGCUCGACCCCCCAUCUCCAUGAACUUUGAGGUUCCCUUCGCUCCAUCGGGGUUGAAGGUUCGAUAUCUGAAGGUCUUCGAGCCGAAGUUGAACUACAGCGAUCAUGAUGUCAUCAAAUGGGUUCGUUACAUCGGUCGCAGCGGCAUCUACGAGACUCGCUGCUGAUGACUCGACUUCUUCUUCUGACGACGACGACGCGUUUAUUCAUCAAAUACAACAUUUGUGUGUUUAAUUCAAAGAGCAGCUGAGUUAGAAACGUGUGUCUGUGUUUCUGUGGAUCACCCACACUACAUUUCCCAUAAUGCACCUGGACAGGGUCUGUCAUUAAGUAAACAGCUUCAUCUUUCAAACUGCACACCUCCAGUUUGUAACUUCUGUUAGAAGCCUGAUGACGUCGCUGUGACAUCAUCAGGUGACAGAUGACAUCAUAGAGGCUGAGGACCAACAGGACCCGUUAAUUGAUCGGUGCGGCCCUUUAAAUGUCAUGUUUGAAGCUCUGUGAGUCCUCCUGUGAUUACCCAGCAUGCCUCAGUCACUCAACAGAUGUUUGUUUUUUUUAAUUUUUGUUUUGUUUUUUUUUUACUGUUUUUGUAUCCAAACCUGUCAGCUGAUUGACGAUCAAUACUAAUAAGAGUCUAAUAAGUGAUUUGUGUUCAGUGAAAAGAAGUUCUGAAUGAACUCAGUCAUGUUAUAAGAAUAUCAGUGUGUGCGCGUGACUGUGUGUGUGUGUGUGUGUGUGUAUAGUAAGUUUGUGUGUGUGUGUUCAAUAGCAGAUCAAUAUUUCAUGUUGAGUUAAAGCUGCAGUUUGUUUCAAUGUCUGACGUCAUUUUGCCAAAUUUUCUGUUUUCUCAAUAAAAUCAGUCAGACUGA
Messenger RNA from Thunnus maccoyii (southern bluefin tuna), 2226 nucleotides. RefSeq names its product AP-2 complex subunit mu-B-like. NCBI's taxonomy places the organism in Eukaryota, Metazoa, Chordata, Actinopteri, Scombriformes, Scombridae. Gene Ontology annotation, cellular component: cytoplasmic vesicle; AP-2 adaptor complex. Gene Ontology annotation, biological process: intracellular protein transport; clathrin-dependent endocytosis. The coding region runs from base 211 to 1521 and encodes 436 amino acids. The transcript is spliced from 12 exons. Gene Ontology annotation, molecular function: clathrin-cargo adaptor activity. The record is from RefSeq and is a predicted model, not a curated record.